CAGUGACCGAGUCCUGCAUUUUGGGGGCUUGAGGAGAGACCACGUCCUGUCCCACAGCCCCUCUUUGGGGAAGGUGUCUCUGGGAAAGGGGGGGGUUAAACCUUUCCCCCUCUGGGAAAGGGGGGUUAAACCUGGGGGACCAGUCCCAUGGCUGUGGGGCAGUGAGAGGGCUGGAGGUGGCUGGGACAGACCCUUCUGCCAGGGUUUGGGUUGCAGCUCAGCUUUUGGCUGGUGCUGGAUCUCCAGCCUUGCGGGGGGAUCCCCUCGAGCCUCCACUCCUGGCCCUGCUCAGCCCCCGCCGCCUGCCCGGGCUGAGGUGUUGAGCAAUGUCCGGGCUUUGCUCGCCUCUUCCCGGCAGUGGUUUCCCGCUCUCUGGCAUGAGCCAGAGGGAUUAACGUGCCGCUAAUCCCACUGUGUGGCCGGGAGGGAGGAGUGGGUCAGCCGGGGCUGGGAGCCUGUCGCUGCCGGGCGAGACGGUUCUGGGCAAAGCACUUGGAGUGGCGAUGCGUGGGGGAAUCGGGGGAAUAAUCUGUCGCUGUUGAUCCCAGAGGCGGGAAUUUGCAGCGUGGUGCCAGGCCCCAGGCACGGAAGAGGGGGAGAGCCGGGCCAGCGGACGUGUGAGCGGAGCUUCCCGGCUGGAAUGCACCAGCUCAGCAAGGGAUUGUCCUGCCCGGGCCGGGCGGGCGCUGCGCCCUGAGCCUGGUGGCCUCAACAGCUGCCCAGACCAUGGCGGGAGCAGACAGUCCCUCGGCCGCCCUCCGGCGCCGUGACCUGUGCGCCCGCGGCAUCCGCCUGGCCGGGAAGAUGCGCUCGGAUGUCGUCGACCUCCUGGACGCCUACGUGGAGCAGCAGGGCCUGGACGCCUCGGCCAGCGUGGCGGCGGUGGAGGGGGUGCCGCCGGCGGCGGUGGAGCGCUGGGACGAGCAGACGGGGACCCAGCGGCUGCUGGAGAACCUGGCGGCCUACAGGGCCUUCCGCGGGCUGCUGGCGCAGAUGCUGGAGGAGCAGCGGGAGCAGCUGGGUGAGGCCGACGCCGCCCUGGGCCGGGCGCUGGCGGCCGUGCUGCUCCAGGUCUCGGCCUUCGCCUACCACCUCGAGGAGCUGCUGCGGCUGGAGAGCCGCGGGCCCCCGAGCGACGAUGAGGGGGACGGGCCGCCCCCCCAGCCCCAGGGCGUCUUCGAGCAGAAGCUGCGGGGCCUGGGGGUGCUGCGGGAGCUGGCCCAGUGGGCCGUGAGGUCUGCGCGGGACCUGCGGCAGCUCGCCAAGCCCGGCCCGGGCGCCGGCUCGGCCCCCAGCCCGGCCGAGAGCCCGUGAAGGCGA
Corapipo altera (White-ruffed manakin) is the source of this 1320-nucleotide messenger RNA. RefSeq names its product ciliary neurotrophic factor (gene CNTF). Gene Ontology annotation, molecular function: growth factor activity; cytokine activity; ciliary neurotrophic factor receptor binding. The record is from RefSeq and is a predicted model, not a curated record. Bases 727 to 1314 code for a protein of 195 amino acids. Gene Ontology annotation, biological process: positive regulation of tyrosine phosphorylation of STAT protein; negative regulation of neuron apoptotic process; astrocyte activation. The transcript has 2 exons. Gene Ontology annotation, cellular component: axon. Lineage: Eukaryota; Metazoa; Chordata; Aves; Passeriformes; Pipridae.